Molecule: messenger RNA, 4710 nt
Organism: Darwinula stevensoni
Lineage: Eukaryota; Metazoa; Arthropoda; Ostracoda; Podocopida; Darwinulidae
Source: the annotation of a GenBank genome assembly
AUGAAGCGCGCGGUUGCACUCAAGAGGUACCUUGUGAAGCCUCGAACUGCAGAUAUCAACGACAACGUAUUAUCAGAAGAAUGCCGGAAUGAUUACGGGUUGAAUGAAGAGAAUAUAAAGGAUGGCGAGCUCCUGGAAACAGUUAUAGAGCAGUUUGAUGCCUGGGUUCGACAAGAGCUGAAGUCUGAAGACUUUACUCUGGUCACCGAUGGCCAACUCCCCCUCCGUCAAUGCCUCCAUCCGGAGGCAUGCAACAAGAACAUCGACCUCCCUUCAUACUAUUUCUCAUUCUUUGAUCUCCGAAAGGAAUUCAAGAACGGCUUCCAGGCGGAAGAAGUCCACAGCGUUGAAGAGAUGCUGAGCUUCCUGUGUUUAGAAUCUGUCAAAUCAACCAAGUCAGAAACCACCAGCGAAGACUUGGCAUCCAGUGAGGCCAGAGAUAUGGCUGCUGUCGUCCAAAGACUACUCGAAGCAGGCCACAAGUUUGAAGGGCCGGAGUCCGUGCAAUCUCGACUGGAACCUGGUAUUUGCGCCAAGUCCGAGGUGGUUGACAGUAACUGCGUUGUGAGGGCAAGGGGCUUACCCUGGCAGUCUUCCGACCAGGAUAUUGCCAGGUUUUUCAGGGGACUCAAUGUUGCCAAAGGAGGAGUGGCUCUGUGCUUGAGCUCUCAAGGGAGGCGGAACGGAGAAGCCCUGGUCCGUUUUGAGUCUCAGGAGCAUCGUGACCUGGCGCUCAAGAGGCAUAAGCACCAUAUGGGAUCUCGCUACAUCGAAGUCUACCGCGCCUCGGGCGAAGACUUCGUCAACGUGGCCGGCGGAAGUAACAAUGAAGCUCAAGCCUUCUUGUCGCGCAGCGGACAGGUGAUAGUUAGGAUGCGAGGUCUUCCAUACGACUGCACUCCCAAACAAGUGGUGGAGUUCUUCGCAUCAGGUGAGCACCCCUGUGAUGUGAUGGACGGGGAAGACGGAGUGUUGUUUGUGAAGAAAACAGACGGUCGAGCAACAGGUGAUGCUUUCGUGAUGUUUGCCACGGAAGAUAAUGGUGCCCAAGCCCUAGCCAAGCAUCGUGAAUCCAUUGGAUCUCGAUACAUCGAACUUUUCCGCUCCACUACUGCCGAAGUUCAACAGAUAUUGAACCGGCCCAUCGAAAGUCGCCCUCUAGAAGCUCCAGGUGGCGGUGUGGCGACGUCGAGUGCGAGUCCCUUAGUGCCACAUUUGGCACCUUUACCACUCAUUCCGCAACAGAUCAUCACGUCGGGUACAAGGAAGGAUUGUGUGCGCCUCCGUGGACUUCCUUAUGAAGCUCAAGUGGAGCAUAUCCUGGACUUCUUGGGUGAACAUGCUAAGCACAUUGUGUACAGGGGAGUACACAUGGUUUAUAAUGCCCAGCGCCAGCCGAGCGGUGAGGCUUUCAUCCAGAUGGACAGUGAACAAAGUGCCUAUGUGGCUGCCACUGCAAAACAUCAUAAAAACAUGACGUUCGGGAAGAAGCAGAGGUACAUUGAAGUCUUCCAGUGUUCAGGACAAGAUAUGCAACUAGUGUUAACUGGAGGACUGCCAGCAGCCGCACCGAGCACUUCCCCGACGGCAGCAGCCGCGUCUCCUCUCCUUCCGGCAACUGGUAUGUUGUUCUCUUCACCAGCACAUAGUACAGGAGUCGGAAGUGGUGGGACGAUAGCUACCACUGCACCCACUCCAUCCCCACUUUUUUUGGCUGCCACACCUCGAGCACCUGUCCCAAGUCUUCCCACUUCUUCAACUUUGGCUGCCGCUUUUGCUCCUCAGUCCCACCUUCCUCCUUUGACCCAUCUAAUCCGUUCACCUAUGCUCCAGUUCCCGAAUGUAUCAGCAGCGGCAGCAGCAGCAGCAGCAGCAGCUGCUGCUGCUGCUGCUUUCUCAGCUGCAGGCGGCAAGAGGUCCUUUGAGCAGGCUUUCCCAAACGGCGCUCACUUCCAGCAUCCCCUCACGAAGCGACCUUUGUUCCCGACCCUGAAUCCUUUCUUCCCUACCCUAUUCCCAUCCAUCCAUCUCAAUUGAUCCUCUUCGUUUGUCGAUGUCUGCACAUUCCUGUUAUAGUAGUGAUACUUUUCAGUUCCAUGACGAGAAUUGUAGAGGCUCAGGUGUUGUAUUUAUUAUUAAUUUUGUGGGUUUUUUUCUUAUAUAUAUUAAAUAAUAAGGCUCUGCUCCCAGUAAAUCGUGAAAGUAGGGACCAAGAGCAUUACGCUUUGUAUUUUUUUUUAAGGAUUUAGUGAGAUGUAAUAGACAUAUUUUGUUGAGAAAAAUUACAUGUGUUAUGUUUUGUAGAGAAAUCAAAUAUGAAAAGUUUCCCAAUAUCUUGUACAGAAUUGAACAUUUUAAUUUGAAGGAUCUGAAUUUUUGAGGCUUGUUUCUGCCCGUCUUUGUACUGCAAAAAGUUUUCAUAUCACGAGUUUUUCUAUGGCAACUUGACGACAGAAAUAUGAGAUUAUUUUCAAAGGUUAUAAGGGUUGCCAUUAUGGAGAGUCUAUCCAUCUUCCGUUUUGCAACUGUGAUAGUGCUUGUGUCCACCAAUUCCUUUUCUUUGUGGUCAUCCGUCAGGCUGUCUCAGUCACUCGGAGAUUGGGUUUCCUUUAUAACCUUCCAUUCGUUUCAUCCUUUAACCCCGGGGUGAUAGAGGCAAUAUGUCGGUGUGUUCACCCCCUUUUGCCUUUUUUGUACAUUGGUUGUGUGGUGAUCGCCAAUAAAUACUCUCACAGUAUCGGUGGUUUUUUAGUCUUGUGGUGGUUGUGUGUGUGAGAGCAUCUCUCUGGGAGCUUCUUGACUGGUAUAUGAAAGAAUUUUUAAAAAAGAUCACAUGUCCCUCUUCCUCUCUGGUGACGGUCACUUUCGUCUGGCAAAUGGGUCGUGUUUUUUUCUCCAUGGAAGUUUCGCACUGCAGUCUUUGGGAAUUGAUAUUUUUUUUGCACUUCCUGGACAUCGUGCUUGGACUUGGUCUCCCAAUGUAUACCUAGUCGGUAGAAUGCCGUAAUCACAUAUGAUGCCUGUCGACUGGCUGGCUUGCUCUCUGUGGAAUCUUUGACCCUACUCGCUAUUAUGUCUGUGGGGACUGUACUGCAUCUUCUACUCUGCAACCGACAUGGCAAUGGGCGACGGGGCAUUUCAUUUUUGGGAGAGGCAACAUCAGCAAACAUGUUGAAAAACGUAUGAAAGAAAUACCCAUGAAUAAACCGACAAACCCUGUGUCUCUCCCCGUUUGACCUAUGUGUCACAUGUAGCCGGGGGGUUGAUCCCACACCCGUUCCCAUACAUGACAGCACCGACGACCCCGCUGAUCCCAACACCGUUGACGGCUCGUCCGGCCUAUGCCUACACGCCGACCGUCCUCUACUGGUCUCUUCCGAGUCCUCCUGUCAGUCCGACGGCUUACUAUGGACCUACGGCGCCUCCAACGGGAACUUCCGCCUUGGUGAGUCUCCAAACAUCCUAAGGGAGGCGGUCCCAUCGUCAUGCUGUCCUUCCGUUUGUAUUCCGCCGGAUAUUACACGAUUCUGCAUCAUGUAUUACCAUUAGAGAGCUAUAUCCUGCUGUCAGCGUUACAUCACAGUCUUUAGCCGUGCCAAUGUGUUUGUUUUCGCGUUGCAAGAGUGGAAUCACGUGAAGUUUUCAUGGGAUCUGUUGUAGAUUAGUCCCGGUGGAAACGAGGACAGCGAAUUUCUUGAAAAGACUGCGAAAUAUUCUCUAUAUGGCAUGCGUGUAGAACUAUUUAUGGCCUCUUAGGAAAAGAGAAGACGCUGACCAGUUUUCCAACAAAUCUCAUCGUUUGGCACAAAUUUGUUUUACUUUAUGUUUGUGUAUGUUCCAGGAAGAAAAAAAAGAUUUUAUAUCAGAUUUAGGUAUAUUGCAAGGAUAAUGGCAACAAAGAUCACAACAGUCUUCCAUGAAUUCGUGUUGUUAUGAGUGUUGCAGAGAAAAACGUUGGCUGUGAUGUUUAUCGUUCAUCUGACGAUGAAAGCUUUCAUUUUUACCUUGGAUUGAGUGUGAUGUGUAAAUUAUUUUCGGAGAUCAUGCUGAAGACCAGGUGGACGUAUCGCGUGAAGCACGUUUUACUGUAUUCCCGUCGGUGUCUUUGAGAAAUGUGAUAGAUACGCUUGCAAAUUUUCUCCAUCUGCUGAUUUUUUUCCCUGGUGUUCUUGUUGCAAGUUGUGGCCUCGAUCUUCCCAUUCUUAUUGAAGAUUCGUGCAUACUACAGGAAUGCAAAGUCCUUCCCAUGAAUGCUGAACGAAGAUUUUUUUCCCCCUGACAAAUUAUUCUGUACAUGAAAUAUUGAAAUGAGAAUUCUCUGAAGAUCACAUUGAUCACUGCAAAUCAGUUCGCUGGGAAUUCCUCGCCUGAGAUUCGCGAGUAGGGUUAAUUCCUAGCAUGAAAGCUUUCCCUGAUGAGAAAAAUAUAGAUCCCGGUUGUGCUUCUCUGGCUUUUGGUAUGGCUUGUGAUUCAGGAGUACAGUAAAUCCUGGUCUUGUCCCGUUAUUUUUUUUUGUUAGCUGGUCGAGGGAUUGCUCUGGUCCCUUGCCGACUACCACCGUCGGUCUUCAAUUCACCGAAGAGAAAUCUCGAAAAAUCCCCAUUCAGCAUUGACACUUGGGAAAGACUUGAGAAUUGUAUCUGUACGAUUCUACUUCUAGAGAAUAUUGAGACACUUUUCCUUAUUCCAAAAUAAACUUCUUUGAAACGG